Messenger RNA from Paramuricea clavata, 1300 nucleotides. Lineage: Eukaryota; Metazoa; Cnidaria; Anthozoa; Malacalcyonacea; Plexauridae. The record is from the annotation of a GenBank genome assembly.
AUGCCUGGUGCAGAGAAACCAUUGCUUGUGGCUCCUCGUUUGAAGCAAGAUGAUAUGGAAACCAGCAUGUCAUCCUCAAGAGAUUGCCGUUGCAUUGUAAGUGUCAUCAAUGUUCUAUUGUUUACAAGUUUCGAUUUAUUUUAUCGCAAUAUGUGGUGUGAUGAAUAUAUGAAUAAUAUUUUUAUAUUUGAAGGUGUUGAGCAACUGAGCAAGUAGAAUAGUAUUAUGAUUUAUGACACCCAGUAUGAAACUUAUAUAUUUUUUUUACUUUUAGACUUUCCAUGCUAAGCACACAGAAAAUGGGAAGUGUGGUGCUACAGAAACACAGCCCAGUUCAAUGGAGAGUGGUGAUCAAUGCUCAAUAGGGGAGAGUGGUCAGCCUGACUUCUCAGUCGAGACAUUUGAGCAAACUUUGACUGCAGAAGUUGGUGAACUAGAAAGGGUGAGCAGAAAUCUAUGCAAUUUUUUCAUGAUUUAGUUUGUACCAUAUUACUCGAUUUAAUAUAGCCAUACAGCACAAUAUAUAAAUUCUAAUUUUACUAGAUAGUGAUAAUUCAUCAUUAAGUGAUGAUAACAUUGGAGAUGUAAGCAAUAUCCCUUGGUGAUAUUGAAAGUGAUGAUUCAGAACCUUUUACAUCAGAGCCAUCCACACUAUCAGAGGUUGAAGAACCGUCAAUGGAACAGUCCUCAACUGAUACAGAAUCAGAAGCUGGGGAGGAUGCAGUUGGGACAAGGUGUGUGUGGGCUAUUUUAUUUAGGUUUGAUAGCGAAACGGACAGCGAAACGAUGAAAUAUUUUGCUAAACACGUGGUGAGUGUGUUGUUGUCGAAGCCGAAGGUGAAACAGAAAAAGUCGAACACAAAUUGAAAGACAAACAUUCCUGCGGACAGUGUGACUCCUAUAAAGAAGAAAUUACUAGCUACAGUCACUGAAAUUGUAAAGAAACAAGAGGAAGAUCGACAAAACAACAACCUAAAUGAUGCAGAAACAAAGGCCAAGAUACAAACUCUUGUCGAACACAAUGACAAGAUGGCGGCUGAAAUAGAAUCGCUGAAGGUCUAACGUAGAAGAAACCACAGGAGACAACAAACUUAUCAAACAUGUUCUUGACAUUAAACAGGGGGAAUUGACCAAGGUAAAUCAGAAGAAAAUCUCGAAAGAAGAAGAAAAAAGCGCGACAACUGAAAAUUCCAUCAUAAAUCAAAACCGUUUUCAAUAUCUAUCCUUUGAAGAUAUUACAAACAACAUCCCAAACCUUGAGGAAUACGAAAUAGAGCAAACGAGCAACAGCGUGAAUUGA